AUGCCGCCAAUGCACCCCCGCAACAGUGGCCGCAACAUCCCCAGGCCCAUUCUCUCGUCCAGGCAGGCCUCUUCGAGCAAGCGCAAGCUGGAGGAUGCAGAGCCUGAAGAUCCACACAGCAAGAUUCGUCGUAUCGUGCGCGACCAUGUAUCUCAAGAUCCUGCACGCGUCAUGCCAAUGACCACCGUCAUAUGUUUACAUGCCGCCGUCGCACAAAAGUCGUACGGGAGCGAGAAGCGGUUUCUUUGUCCACCCCCAGUCGUGCACAUUGAAGGUCCCGUUUGGCACAUGCGUACCCAGCAGCUCGCCAUGGCUGUCGUGUCGGAGAGUGGAGAGCGCUCGUUUGAGCAAAAGGCCCCCUUGGAUAACAACAUGACCGCGAGCUUCAAGUUUUUGCACGUUACGGGGACUGCAAAGGCAAAGAGUUUUCAGCUCUCUCUUGACAUUGCCGAACCACCUCCACCCGCCCUUGUUCCAGAAGGCGCAGACACUCCCAGUGGUCGAGUCUGGGCUUCGUUUGAUUCGGCGCCUGUUACAAUCAUAUCAAAGCCCUCUAAAAAGACUGCAAAGACGCGUAACAUUUCGUCGUGUAUUCUGGCAGGCGGUCCUGUUUCUCUCUUCAACCGAAUUAAUUCACAAACUGUGCGUACAAAGUACAUGACUAUUGAUGGUGGUCAGCUCUGCGCAAGCAACGUAUCCUGGUCGGCCUUUAAUGUCAAUGUCGUUCGAAAACCAGGCAUGACUGUAACCGCCUCCUCGGUUGUUGCAGGUCCACAGCCAGUAACGUACGGGUGUGAAAUUGUUUUGUCUGAUACACACUCCGGUAUCUCUACCUCGCCGCUUGUGAUCCGCAAAGUCGACAAGGGCAAGGUUACCCACGAAGAAGGAGGCCCCGUCAGUCAGAUGCAAAAGAUUGCUCUUCAGCGGGUCAAUCCCGACGGCUCCCGACAUUAUCUCUCUGCAGCCGGUCCAAUACCCGGAACACCUGGGGUGGUUGCCCCUCCGGCACCGGGGAUGUCUUCCCAGGCCGGCACACAUCCUCUCCUAUUCCAAUCUCCUCGUGUACGUGAAGAAGUAAAGGACGGUUAUCGAGUCGUCUGCGAUGAAGUCGAUGAUUAUCUAUGUUGGACCAUUGUUGGUAUCUCAAAGUUCCAGUAUACCUUCUUUGAUGCCUUUGGUCAGAACAACACUAUACCUGAGGUACCCAUCACUCCUUUUCCAACGUUGUUCACCGCUCCAGCCUACCGUCCUGCAAACAACACUAUCGAGUUGACUGUCUCCAAUUUCUUUUACGAACAUCCUACCACACGACAUCAGACCCCCCUCGAUGUUUAUCUAGGAAACCUUGGGCCUCUCCAUCUUCGUGUCUACCAGGCAGCACCACCAGGCCCCCUUACUGCCAUAAACUCUUAUAUUCCUGGUGGAUCUGGAGAAGGACGGGACUCUACAGCCGCGUCGAAUCCGCCAGGGCGAUACAUGAGUGCUCCAUUGCACACUGUGGUCAUUGUUGAAAUGCCUCCGCUAGCUGAUGUCAUUAAAGCAUUGGAAGACGACGCCUUGCCAACGAAUACUUCUCCACCCAACGGCAAUAAAUCACAUCCACCUCCUGACGGAGUUGAGGGAUCAGUGCCGCCUCCACCUCCAAUGCCAUCUAUUGCAGGGAGGAGUCUCCCGCUACUGUUUAUCCGCGCAUCAGAUGGCGUUGGGUAUCAUUCUGGCCGUACGAUAGCAUGCGAAAAUGUGUUCCAGGCCAUGGAUCUCGGAAACAUGGCGGCUAGCCACCAGCAACAGCAAAAUGGACAACCUGUUGAUACCAAUUGGAUAGCCGCUGCCGCUGCCCAAGCAGCAGCUGUUGCGGCAGAUGGUGGAAUGCAUGGGUGGACAUUGAGAGUGAUGUAA
This is a messenger RNA of Psilocybe cubensis, 1899 nucleotides long. RefSeq lists its product as uncharacterized. Gene Ontology annotation, biological process: regulation of transcription by RNA polymerase II. Gene Ontology annotation, cellular component: nucleus. The transcript has 4 exons. Gene Ontology annotation, molecular function: RNA polymerase II cis-regulatory region sequence-specific DNA binding; DNA-binding transcription activator activity, RNA polymerase II-specific. The record is from RefSeq and is a predicted model, not a curated record. NCBI's taxonomy places the organism in Eukaryota, Fungi, Basidiomycota, Agaricomycetes, Agaricales, Agrocybaceae. Bases 1 to 1899 code for a protein of 632 amino acids.